Messenger RNA from Heterobilharzia americana, 4142 nucleotides. NCBI's taxonomy places the organism in Eukaryota, Metazoa, Platyhelminthes, Trematoda, Strigeidida, Schistosomatidae. The record is from the annotation of a GenBank genome assembly.
AUUUAGUCUCGUUUGUAGGCUAAUUGAUCAUGUGAAUGGUGAGGUUUGCCUGUUGGUGUAUUGGCGUGACUGAAAUGUUUUUUGGUGUAGAAAUUCAUUGACUAUGUGUAUACUAUUGGUGAGCUGGACUUAAGCCGAAUGAAGUGGUCUUCUUGUGUUUGAAGUUGUGUGAAGUAAUCCUGAAAUGGCUGUGGAUUCUAUGAAUGGUCGCGUAUUCGUCUUUUAUUCCUUGCCAUAGUAAUCAGCACGUUGAAAUCAUUCAGAUUUGUCGAUGUCCGUUCAAAGACGUAACAGUUGUUUGUGCAAUGAACUGCGGUCUUUUAUCGACGACAGGUUAAUCUCAUCAUGACUACUCACUUUGGUGAACAUCUGCAACCCACUGUGCUUGACUUAUCUAGUUAAGUGGGGAUGAAUACGUCUACACAUCAGUUUCGGAGUGUUCAGUUCGAGUUAAGUGUUGUCACAACUGAGCAUCAUAUAACUGCUGUUCAUUUUACACUUUUUUGCAGUUUAUCCUGUUGAAUCUUCUGUGUGUAUUCUGUAAGAGGCUGAUUAGGGUAGCAAUAAGGCUAUUGCUUAGUGGUUAGACUUUGUGACUGACGUUUAUUUGUAUGUGACAGAUGACUUUGACGCUGAACAGCAUCUUGAACUAGUUGUAACGAACCAAGUUUUCUUUCGACAUCCAAAAUCAUCGUGUCCAUGUUUCUGGUUUUGGUUAGGAAAGCCAUCUGAACUAUUGGCCUGUUAACUGUGAUUGAGUUAACCCUGAAGACGAUUUACAUUUGAAUGAGUAAACCUGAUUGGAGCGAUAGUGUGCUUGAUGUACAAAGAGUUGUGUAUACUUCAUUGUCAUAGAGACCGUGUGAAGCGCUCAGUGAUAAUAGUGAAAUUCAGAGGUGAUCAACAUCUACAUCUUAUGGUUUCACAGUUAGGACAGCGAUCCAAUAAUCUGGAGGCUAUGUCUUCUAGUCCUACCACGGAACUAUCAAUCUUCCAUUUUGAUGAUCAUCUCUUGAAUCUAUUGAUGUGCACGUAAGCUUUCUUGAAACAUAAGGUCGUGAGGAGAAGGCCAUAAGCGAAGCUGUUCACUUGGAGUAUGCGAUAUGCUAAAUCAGAGUUGUCGUCAGUGACACAACUGCUUACAAUCUGUGUCUUUAUUGUUUAGAAUUUGGUUUCCUGAAUUAAUAGUGUCUCGAUUUUUUGUGCCAAUAUUUAUGCUUGAAGUGAUGCAUUGUAGGCAUCGUGAAACUCAAGCGAACGUACAUAUUAGGGUUUUAAACAAAUGUACUGCAGUGAGGUAGUGACAGACGACAUCAUCUGCUGUUGAAAGCAGUGUUGGCUUCUCUGCUUAUAAUUGGUGCUACUGAAUGUUCGAUUCUCUCACAUUGGCGUUUGUUUGUAUCGAGAUGAUAGAGUAAUGGAUUUCAUUACAUGUUGAAGAGUUUUUUUAUUCAUAAACUGCCAAUGGAGUGGAAACUUGGAGUUGUAGUAUUGUUAGUGAAUAGAAGGAGUACAAGUAGUAGUGACGUUUCCUUAGUAAAGGGAAGAAAUACGAUGAUAUUGUCAGCGCGUAAAUGCCAGCAAACCAUGUUUGUGUGACCUAUUCUGUAGUGAGAUAGAGAAAUGUGGUGAUAGGGUUUUUGACCUCAUUAUUUUGAUAUUUGUGCUUCCGAAUGAAUGAGAGGUGAAAUAGAGGGUUGUCGGGCUUUUCUGUGUAUCUGUGUCUGUGGGUGGAUAGAUGCAGGUGGUACUUGUGGAGUGCACGAGUAGCUGAUUGUGUGUAUGUGUUCAUGCAGUUGGUGAAGAGAUUUUGUUAUGUUUGAGAUGAGGACAGAACUUUUGAGACAUGCACAGUCCUCGGUGUAGAGAUGAUGGUGCUUAACCGAGUGACUUGGGAAUCCUCUGAAUAAAAUUUGAAUGGCUUGUAAAACUACUUGUCGUAGUCACUGAAGUUGGCGUGCACAGCUGUUGUUGUAUACUUCACUUUCGGUUUUCCUAGUUCUAGAGGUUUGUCAAAGUCUUCAGUUUACAUGUGCCAUGCUUGUAGGAUUGUGAAUUUCAGAAGGCGACUGACCAAUGUGGCAUGGAUCGAUGCGAUUUCGACGUAUAGUUUCCAAAAUUGUAUUUCUCUUACCUUUACUGUGUGUAUUGGACUGAAUACUUUCUGAAAAUUUGUGAGAUAGCCGAAAGUAGAUUUUCGUGAAUGAUCAACUUAGCGAAUGGUUUGCGAAUUGACGAAUUGCACAGUGGUUAUUUGCAUUACCGAUAGACAGAUGAGUAGUUUGUGAGCAUUUGGAAAUGCAAUUGAGUGUUAGAAAUGGGGAGAUGAAGCGUUCAGUGUUGAUGAGCCAGGCCUCCAACGAGAGGAGCGACCGUCUAGUGUCAGGGUCACUGUGAUCUUGUCAAUGAGAUUGGUUUCUAACUAUUCACGUUGUUCAGCAGUGCGUGGGAAUUUUCAAGUUUUUAUUCCCAGUAGCAACCAUAUGCCGCAUAUUUUGGCAUUUGGAGACCACCUCUAUUGUGACUGUUGAGUAGACUCUUGAUAUUUACUCCUUUUGACAAUUAGGUUCGUACGUGGUUGUCUUGAGAAGCCGAUGUGAUGGACUUUGUGAGAUUGGUCAGCUGAAUAGAAAGCAAUAAAAUGUAGAUGUCAGUGUCGACUUCACUACCAAAUUUUAUGCUAAUUGCAGUGCUCGGAGAGUAUAAUGAGCAGUGCAUAAUAGGGAAGACGGUGUCCUACGUGAUAGGGGUUGUUUCUACAGUUCUUCAAUUGAAUUACUGGAGGCAUGCACAUACGUGCUUGCAGCUUGUAAAGUGAAUGUGAUGAAAAAUUGUUGCUUGAUAGAAGAACGUUUUUCGACUGGGUGAGAAUGACAAGAUGAAUGAGGUUGCAAAUUUUUUUCAUACACUAGGUCCACCACCAAGCCCUAUCAAUGUGAAAGCUAUCGUCAAUCCAGAGAAGGCUUCAAUCAAGGAUCAGAUGAUCGAGCUGACUUGGGAACAACCGAGUGAUCAAGUCUCGGCUGCUGGACCAGUCACCAACUUCUACAUUGAACUGAAACCGACAGAUUCAACACGCUGGCAAGAUGUGUCGGCCGACUUCACCAUCACUGAGCCACACUUCUCACUUCCUACUGAUAAGCUGCAAGAGUUUGUGAGUUAUGAAUUUCGUGUGACAGCGGAGAAUAAGGCUGGUAAGAGCAAGCCAUCAACAGCAUCGAAUGCAGUUGAGUUGGGUAUACCGCUGGAAUUCAUUCGCCCACUGGAAGAUUUGACUGUGAGUGAACUGACAAGUGGACCAGUUUCACUUGAAUGUGAACUCUCUCGAGCGCCUCGUGAGAAGAUGCAAUGGUUUAGAGAUGGCAAAACUCUGAGUCGACUACCGGACAGAAUUAAAGUCGAAGAGUUGGAGGAUGGAAAGAUUCAUCGCAUUGUCUUCCACCCAUUGACUGAUGAGGAUCUAGGUGUUUAUUCUGUCAAAGUGGAGAAUUUAACGAGUGAAGCAAGGCUUGAAAUGAAAAUAAAACCAACACUCAAACUGUCAGAGUCAUUCUCAGACAAAGUCAUCAUGAAAGCAGGAGAGGCAGCCGUCUUCGAGAUCCCAUUCAUCGCCAGUCCGAAACCGAAAGUCGAAUGGAAAUGGAGACCGAGAACACGUCCCGACGCCGAGCUGGGAUCAGCUCAGAGUCCACGGUUCAAGCCUGACGUGGUGUCUGGACUGACGUCACUACCAGUGAGCAAGGUGAAACGUGAGGAUGCUGGGGAGUACAGUUUGUUGAUCAGUAAUGAGUUGGGUGAGGUGUCGGUGAGUAUUGAGUUGAUAGUUUUGGACAAACCGUCAGUUCCGCGUAAUUUGGCGGUGAGUGAGAACACUGGUGAGAGUGUGUUGUUCAGUUGGAGUGAGCCUGAAUUCCUUGGUCUUCCACCGGGUGUUGAUGUGAGUCAGAGCCUGAUGUAUGUGAUUGAGAUGCGUGAGUCGAGUCAGCGUUCGAGCAGGUCGGUGACGACGACUAGUGAAUUGAGCUGUUGUGUGGACAAACUGCAGGUGAACAAGUCAUAUGUGUUCAGUGUUGCAGCGAAGAAUGAAGUUGGUCAAUCCGAUUUUGUGGAGACGAGUCCAGUUUCAACGAAGUUGGAAUAUG